This is a messenger RNA of Conger conger (European conger), 3319 nucleotides long. It is a transcript of the gene fstl1b, whose product is annotated as follistatin-like 1b. NCBI's taxonomy places the organism in Eukaryota, Metazoa, Chordata, Actinopteri, Anguilliformes, Congridae. Gene Ontology annotation, molecular function: protein binding; calcium ion binding. The record is from RefSeq and is a predicted model, not a curated record. The transcript has 11 exons. Gene Ontology annotation, biological process: multicellular organism development; cell differentiation; regulation of BMP signaling pathway. The coding region runs from base 128 to 1066 and encodes 312 amino acids.
ACAGGGGGAGAGACUGUCGGGCACGAAUUCCUCGGCGCUCCUCAUAUUUCUCCAAACCUCUUCUCCUCUCGGCCAGACGCAGCGUCUUUCUCCUCUUCUGUCUACCCGCACCCACGUUCUCUUCAAAAUGAUGUUUCGAAGUAUUCCCGUACUUGUCCUUCUGGUCGUCGCCUUUUGUCACGCCGAGGAGGUGAAGAGCAAGUCGAAGGUUUGCGCCAACGUGUUCUGUGGGGCGGGGCGGGAGUGCGCCGUGACGGAGAAGGGGGAGCCCACCUGCCUUUGUAUCGAGGAGUGUAAACCCCACAAGCGCUCGGUGUGUGGCAGUAACGGGAAGACGUACCGUAACCACUGUGAGCUGCACCGCGAUGCCUGCCUCACCGGCCUGAAGAUCCAGGUGGCCCACGAUGGGCACUGCGAAGAGAAGAAAGCAGAGAAGGCGGUGGCCAGCCCCAUUGUGUGUUACCUGGGCGACCGUAACGAGCUGCGCAGUCGUGUGAUUGAGUGGCUGCAGGCCGAGGUCAUUCCCGAUGGCUGGUUCUCCAAGGGCAACAACUUCUCCGACAUCCUGCUCAAGUACUUCAAGAGCUACGAUAAUGGAGACUCUCAGCUGGACUCUGCCGAGUUCCUGAAGUUCAUCCAGCACAACGAGACGGCCGUCAACAUCAGCUCCUUCUCCGACGAGGAGAGCAACCGUCUGCUCAGGAGCCUGUGUGUGGACGCACUCAUCGAGCUCUCCGAUGAGAACGCAGACUGGAAGCUGAGCUUCAACGAGUUCCUCAACUGCCUGAAGCCCGGAUUCAACCCCCCAGAGAAGAAGUGCGCUCUGGAGGACGAGGUGUACGAGGACGGUGCGGAGACCCAGGUGGAGUGCAACCGCUGCGUGUGCGCCUGCGGGAGCUGGGUGUGCACCGCCAUGACCUGCGAGGGUAAGGACAAGCCCGUGUUGGAGGAGACAGACGGCGCGGAUCAGGAGAUGACGGAGGAGGAGUGGACUCGCCGUGUGGCUGAGCUCAAUAAACACCAGGAGACGGUGGAGAAGAUGAAGUCGAGCACGAAGGAGGUCUAGAGGAGAUGCUCGAGGCUGGGGGGAGGCAAGCGGAGAGCGCCUCCGGCCAUCAUCCAUCACUUGCUAUCAGGCUGAAGCUUGAAACGUUGUACUGUCGCCAAUAGGAUCAUUAUUACCUGUUUUAUUUGCCAUGAUUGUUAAUUAUGAUUAUUGUUUGUAAUGUGUAAUAUGAUAUUUUUGUUGCUGUUUGUUAGAAAGCGGAUGAGAGGGGUUAGUCAUUUGUGUUUGGUGUUACCAUAACCUGUCAGGUCCCAGCACUUUGGAUGGGGCAUUUUAAAAAAAAAUACAUAUUAUGUUUGACCUGUUGGAAAAAGAAAGUGUGCAACCACAACAAAGGCAAUUACAAAGCAAAAGGUAUCGAUGGAAAGGAGAGAGUGAGAGAGAGAGAGAGAGGAUAUGGUGAAGCAGAACCACUUGGUUUUGUUUGUUUGUUUUUUUUUGUUUGUUUGUGUAUUCGUUUGGUUAGGUCUGUGUGGCUCUGCGUGAGCGGUUGGUCACAUUUGUACAUCACACACAGAUGAGACGUGCAGCUUAGAGACAUGGAGCCGGCCACUUCUUCAGUGCGCAGAGAGGACUGUAGUUUCUCAUCACAGUUCCGGCACAAAAUGGCACCCAAUUUCCGUCGGCUUGUCAGGGGUACGACGCCAAAGUGAUCUCCUCAAGGAGAGCCAGGCGGUAUCAAAGGCCAAGUAUAAUUACUCCGUUGUAAAUGGUGCUUAUACAAGAUUAUAAAUCACUUAGGAAUGAAAUGCACCUUUGGGACUUUGAUGUUAAACUCAUCAAGCUUGGCCUGGCUGAUAGUGUACAGACUGGCGCCUACAUGCCAGAGGGGUAAUGCACAUGAUAGCCCUAAGGUUUUAUCGCAACUUUGACCCGAAGGCUUACGAUAAAGCACGAAACCCGAUGUGAUAACGUACUGUAGAUGUGCACCAUCUGACCCGGGGAGACGGAUAGACGCAGGAAUGUUGAAGGUUAAAAUUUACAGUGGUUGUAAAAGAAAACAUUUGGGCACUUCAGUGGAGUUAUCCCCUGCUCUGUACACGCUGAGUCCACACACAGACCGUCUCCUCUCCGACAUUAACAGCGGUCAUGUGACAUGCUUUUCAAGGUGCUGUGUAUCUAGUCUUCAGUGAUGUUCUUCUCGACUGUUUUUCAGUUUGGUAGAAAUCGUAAUGGCUCUCGUAGAAUUAGCAAUACUGUACAAAAAUGAUUGGGCACAUUCGUUAUUUUGAGCAAAAACAUACAGCUACAAGUACGGCUAGAUUAGUAUUCAAGGAGAAUAUUGCUUACAUCUGUCUUGUGCAACCUUUCAUCAUAAAAUAAUGUGCUGAAUAUUAGUUUAAAAGAACAAUAGGCUAUACUAAUUUGAAUCUGAUGCAAGAAUUUUGGUGCAUUUUUUAAAUAGUGUAGAUGUGUUUGUUCGAUAUUAGACCAGAUAUGUUCCUUUUGGCAUCAGGAUUGUGUUCAGUCAGGUGCAGGGUGAAAACGCCAGCUAGAGCAUCACCCAGGGAUGUGGAGAGUGAGCACAGCUUCUGCUGAUGUUGUGCGCUGUAGUCAGUACGUCAGUAGCUGGAGGUUUUGCCACAAGUUGACCCUUCCUUCUCCGGAAUGGGGCUGGUUGUGUCGGGAGGUGACGAGGUAAAUGCUGGGAUUAAACCGCGACAGGCACAGAAAUGUGAUCUCUGGUCUGCUCAGUGGAUGGGAUUGCCGAAACCAAAGCCUGCUGUAAGAUUUUGAAUAAUGUGCAGAACAAUAACUCCAGGUACAUCAAUGCUCUGGACCCAGCAACUACUCUAUACCUUUUAGCUUUCAAAGUUGAAUCUUAAAAUAAGAAUUAGAAUAAAUGUCAGCUGUGUAGUUUAGAUGCAUUUUUUAAAAAUGUUUGAGUUUUUUUUGAAGAGCCCACUAAUGACAAGUAUAUCAUGUGUGGUUAUCAGUGCCUUAAAAUGCUGAAAUAAAGAACAACAUCACAUGCAGAAGAACAUUGCUCAUCCAGCUGUGGUGAAUUUGAACAGAACUGAAAACAGCACAAAUGUAUUUGGCAGUAUUACCUUAAAACUUGCUCAUUUGUCUUUCGUAUUUUUUCCUUUAUGUGUGUUUGUAUGUGUCCUUCACUGUUCCCAGAGAAAAGCAAAACAUUUUUUAUUCUUGUAAAAGGUUAUUACUUCUUGUUUACUCGCUCAUUUAUUACAACUAAAUGUCAUACAAGACUUUGGGGUAUACAUGCCAAUAAACAAAAUUGCUACAAAUACA